Molecule: messenger RNA, 910 nt
Organism: Salvia miltiorrhiza (redroot sage)
Lineage: Eukaryota; Viridiplantae; Streptophyta; Magnoliopsida; Lamiales; Lamiaceae
Product: ubiquitin-40S ribosomal protein S27a
Exons: 1
Coding region: 311-781 (156 amino acids)
Biological process (GO): modification-dependent protein catabolic process; protein ubiquitination; translation
Cellular component (GO): nucleus; ribosome; cytoplasm
Molecular function (GO): ubiquitin protein ligase binding; structural constituent of ribosome; protein tag activity
Source: RefSeq, a predicted model, not a curated record
AUAAUAACAACAUUUUUUUUGGCCAAAUAAUAAUAAAAAAAACAUGAAACGUCAAAAAGUUAACAAAUGUGUCCAAUAGGGCGAGAAUCAGAGCUGCGCCCACCAAAAUCAUUGGCCCCUCUCUUCACCGGACGUGGUUGUUUGGGGGCCUUGUGGUUUGCAUUAUUGUCUGCAGUUGUAUUUUAUUUAGAUAUAAUAUGUGUCCAAUAGGCCCAAACUACAAAGCCCACCCAAUUUCCGCAAAAACCUAAUCUUUAUAAACUCGUCUCGUCUCUAGCAAUUUCCCCAUCCCAAACCCGCACCCUACAAGAUGCAGAUAUUCGUGAAAACCCUAACGGGUAAGACCAUCACGUUGGAGGUUGAAUCCUCCGACACGAUCGACAAUGUCAAGGCCAAGAUCCAGGACAAGGAGGGCAUCCCGCCGGACCAGCAGCGCCUGAUCUUCGCCGGAAAGCAGCUCGAGGACGGCCGCACCCUCGCCGACUACAACAUCCAGAAGGAAUCCACUCUCCACCUGGUCCUCCGCCUCCGUGGAGGCGCGAAGAAGCGCAAGAAGAAGACCUACACCAAACCGAAGAAGAUCAAGCAUAAGAAGAAGAAGGUCAAGCUCGCCGUGCUCCAGUUCUACAAGGUGGAUGACUCUGGGAAGGUUCAGAGGCUCAGGAAGGAGUGCCCCAACGCCGAGUGCGGCGCCGGAACUUUCAUGGCAAACCACUUCGACAGGCACUACUGCGGUAAGUGCGGGCUCACCUAUGUCUACAACAAGACUGCCGGUGAUUGAUGCUUUUGAAUCGUCGUUUCUGAACUCUCUUUUUAUGUUAUAAUUUUGAUCAGUUUAAAUUUAGGUAUUAUGGAUUUUGGCUCUGUUAUGAUACUGCAAUUUUUAAUUUAUAUAGAUUUAGUUCUGCUA